Molecule: messenger RNA, 240 nt
Organism: Penicillium cataractarum
Lineage: Eukaryota; Fungi; Ascomycota; Eurotiomycetes; Eurotiales; Aspergillaceae
Product: RAMP4 family protein
Exons: 3
Coding region: 1-240 (79 amino acids)
Cellular component (GO): endoplasmic reticulum
Source: RefSeq, a predicted model, not a curated record
AUGGCUCAAACCCCUCAACAACGCCGUGCAAACGAAAGGUUUGCGAAGAAUGAAGCUGCUAAGCGCGGAAAAGGGCCAUCCGUCUCUAAGCCUAAACAACAGAACAAGUCGCCCAUUUCCACCAGCUGGGUUGUGAUCCUGGCCUUCGUUGUGUGCGGUGGCCUCAUUCUUGAGCUCUUCAGAAUCGUCCCCGAGAUCUGGAAUACCGUGGCCUCGAUGCUCUCCCGAAUCACCGGGUAG